Salvia hispanica is the source of this 762-nucleotide messenger RNA. RefSeq lists its product as uncharacterized. NCBI's taxonomy places the organism in Eukaryota, Viridiplantae, Streptophyta, Magnoliopsida, Lamiales, Lamiaceae. The record is from RefSeq and is a predicted model, not a curated record.
AUUUUGCUUCUCCUAAUCUGCUGAGUGCUGCUGACAUUAACGAACUCUUCAACCUUCCUCACUUUGUCCAUUUACCAUCAUAACUUCCAUCCGUUUGCUCUGGCUCCCAGUUUUCACCUUAACGCUGAAACAAUCAUUUAACACCAUUUUCCUUCAAUCAAAAUAUAACACUACAAGAUUUUCAAUCAAGCGAACCCUUCAAUAACUUCUGAUUCGCCCCUUUUUAUUCUGAUGCCGUUGGUUACAAUUUUGAGUUUUCAUCUGUUUUGGGAAAGACAAUAGGUCUACUGGAAUCAUGUCAAGACCAAUGCUGCUUGUCUGUCUGUUGUUGAUACUGGUUAUUACAUCCCAAUUUGAAUGGAGACAGCAAUUGGUAAGUGACAUGGCUACGAAUCCGGCGGAGUCUCAGAAGCAACAACAGAUCUCAAAAAGGGAACAAGGUGCGAAAGAAAAGAUAAUCUUGUCACAGGAAAAGAGCAUCCAGAAACUGAAUGAGGUUGUCAAGAGUCUUAGGGAACAACUGCAGCAGUGCCGCAGCAUUAAGGAAACGACGACGCUGAAUGCCACAUUAAGCUCCUUAGCUGAAAGUGUUAUUGAACUUGAGCGCCAACAAAUUCUAGAGGACUGAACUCAACCUCUUGACUCUUCUUUCUUUACAUAAUGCUUGUGUAACAUUUCUUUUCUUUUUUGUGUAGGAGUUUUUCUUCAAGUCCAAAAUUACAUUAUUCUAAACAAAAUAGUAGACCUCUUUUGCUGUUAUAA